Molecule: messenger RNA, 1361 nt
Organism: Aegilops tauschii subsp. strangulata
Lineage: Eukaryota; Viridiplantae; Streptophyta; Magnoliopsida; Poales; Poaceae
Biological process (GO): replication fork processing; DNA replication checkpoint signaling; DNA damage response
Cellular component (GO): nucleus; replication fork protection complex
Molecular function (GO): DNA binding; zinc ion binding
Source: RefSeq, a predicted model, not a curated record
CAAAUCGUUCUCCCCGUCCACUCCGAUUCCCAAAUCCUGAGAUCCAUCUCCUCCCCCUUCCAUCCCAUGGCGGCGUCGGCACCGACGGGCUGCUUCAAGUGCGGCCGCCCCGGCCACUGGUCCCGCGACUGCCCCUCCGCCCCGCCAUCCUCCUCCACCAACCCCAACCCCAAUCCGAACCCCGCCGCCGGCGCCGCCCGCUUCGCCCCCUACAAGCCGAGACAGUUCUCCAAACCCGCGGCCGGUCCGGAUCCGGCGGCUCCGGCGGAGGGCGAGGAGGCGCCGCAGGAUGGUGCUAAGAAGAAGAAGAAGGAGAGGGCGACGCGGCCCAAGCUCACGCCGGACCUCCUCCUCUCCGACGACGGCCUGGGCUUCGUCCUCCGCUACUUCCCCAAGGCGUUCAAGCCCCGCGCCCGGCCCGGAUCCGAGGUGGAAGACCUUGGCAAUCUGAUCAAGCUUUACGCGGACUGGCACUCUCGCUUGAUCCCUUACUACUCCUUCGAUCAGUUUGUGCGCAAAGCUGAGAAAGUUGGGGCCAGUAGCCGCGUUAGGAGAUGCAUUUCGGAAUUGAAGGAAAGGGUUGCCAGAGGGGGGGAUCCUACACUACUGCAUCAACCGCCAGUGGAAGAAGUCAUACCAGAGGGAGAACCUGAUGGAACCACACAAGAAGACCCAAUCCUUGGGACAGAACCUCCGUCGACGGACAAUCAUGAGGAUGUGGACCCAUUUGCGAUGGAAAGUGAUGACGUGGAUCCCAUGCAAGAGGAUUUGCUAAAUGAAAUAUACGAAAAGACAGCCGAUGAACCUGUACUAAGAUCUGGCGAUGGAGGCGCUGAACAACCCGUGGCUCCAAGAGAGGCAGAGAAGCAUCAAGAUGGAGAGGAUGGUGGCGGAAGCAAGCCAAGCAAAGUUGAGCUGACGGAGGAGCAGAAGGCGCGCAUGGAGGCUAACAGGCUCAAGGCGCUAGAGAGAGCGGCAGCAGCUCGGGCUCGCGCGUCCCAGUCGCAGCCUACUACUGAAACUACCACCUGAAAGCGUGCAGGGUUUUGAAUCACUCCGCCUUGCAUGUUUGGGCGUGUAAGCAUAGAUGGUGUGUUUCAUGAAGAUGGUGUUCGUUGAAAUUGAGGUGUAAAAUCCAAAGAACCUUUAUGUUCUCCAGUCUGAAGCUGGUGAUCUGUUUGCGAGAAGAGUUGGUGAAUGCUGCUUUAUUUCUGUGCUGGUGGUGGUAGACAAGCUACAGAAUUUAGGUGUUUUCUCCCAAUUUGCCAUGUAGGUAUCCCGGUGCAUCUGUUAUUGCUCCCUGAUUGCAACCUUGAGACAUGCAACUGGAUUCAUAUAUGCAUAGUUACUUUAGAAUGUGA